Salpingoeca rosetta is the source of this 1236-nucleotide messenger RNA. RefSeq lists its product as uncharacterized. Gene Ontology annotation, biological process: transmembrane transport. Gene Ontology annotation, cellular component: membrane. Bases 1 to 1236 code for a protein of 411 amino acids. NCBI's taxonomy places the organism in Eukaryota, Choanoflagellata, Craspedida, Salpingoecidae. The transcript has 6 exons. Gene Ontology annotation, molecular function: transmembrane transporter activity. The record is from RefSeq and is a predicted model, not a curated record.
AUGACGCGAUCGCGGCCACGGCGUUUGGCAGAAUUGCACAGAAUGAACAUAAACACAGUGAUCAUGGAGGACAGCAGCAGCAGCAGCAGCAGCAGUCGCAGCAGUGCUGAUGAGGGGGAUGAUGGAUCGUCGUUGUUGUUGUUGUCGAGUGGUGCCUCGUCUUUGUCGAGCGUAUUAUCGGGGGCGAGCGAGGGCGGCGUGAGGGGAACAACCCAAAGAAGUAACAAGUGGACUCGUGCUGUUGGCGGUAGUGAUGAUGGUGGUGGAAAUGGCGGGAAGGACUUGUGGGGUGAUGGUGAGCUUGAUGAUGGGCGGUCCAGUUGCGACAGUGACAAUGAGGAGGCGAGGACGCGUUUGGACGAGCAAUCCAGGCACAGCAUCGACGCACGCGUGCUGCCAGUGGCGUGGCUGGUCCAGUUCACGGCAACGCUUGAAGUGGGGAACCUUGCGAAUGUCAACACGCAGCUCGGGCAGGACCUUGGCAUCUCACAGCAACGCCUCGCCGUGGCCAUUACCAUCUUCUACGCUGCCGCCAUUGUCCUGGCCAUCCCCUCCAACCUCAUGCUUCGCGCGGUCAAGACAAAAGUCUGGCUCGGCGUCUUGACCAUGCUCUCCGGCGUUGCCAUGGCCUGCAUCAAUUUUGUCACCACCGAUACCCAGGUCAUCGUUGCCCGCGCAGCACUGGGCGUGGUCUCUGCGGGCAUCGCCCCUGGCAUCCUGUAUGUGCUUAUCAAAUGGUACAAGCGAGGAGAACGCAGUGUUCGCAUUGCCCUGCUCAUCAGCGCCACGACCAUGGCUGCCGCUUUUGGUGGGCUCGUUGCUGACGGCUGCCUUCACAUUUCAGGUUCGCUCGCAUCGUGGCGAUACUUCUUCCUCAUCGAAGGAGCACUCAUCUUUGCAGUGGGUGUGCUUGCGUAUCUGCUGCUACCGCGUCCGCUCUUUCCGUCUCGUGAUAUCGCCUUUCAUCCAAACACACGCAUCGAGGCGUGGACAUCGUGCUCGUGCGGUGAGACGAUUGACACCUUGACAGACGCCACCGUCUGGCUCUUUGCCAUCGUCUUCUACUCCGUGUCAGGGGUGCUGUAUUUGAAGCUGCGACUGGACUCGCGCACGAGUGCAAAGAGGGAGGAGCAGCAAGCGCUGUUGCGGGACCCUCGAACCGCAGACACAACCGACAACCCCACGUUUCUUGCUUCCUUUGGCACCAUGGCGUCCACAGCAGCAGCAUCUUCGUGA